CCAGCCUUGCUAACAUUGAAAGCACAGUGUGCAGAUUCGGCCAAUAGACAGAACUCGGAAAAAAUUAAAGUGAUGGAACAAUUGGAACAGGCAUCGGAGUAUGUGAGUGACUUACAGAAUGAAGUUGGUCUGUUGGAGAGUAAAUACAAGAGGGCAGAGGAUGAAGUAGAAGCCAAGAAACAGAUGUACCAGAAGGAGAUACAGAGAAUGCAGGAAUGUGUAGAAGAACUUCAGAAUGAGAUGGUCCAACUGGAAAGUGUGAUGUUCCUGUCCCAACAAGAUGCUAGCAGUGAAAAGAAAAAAGUAGACUCUUGGUCAUUACAAGAAAGAGAAAAGGCAAGACGGAAACUGGACCAGUAUAAAAAGUUCUUCCAGGAAGCUCUUCAGUCAUUUAUGGAACACAUGGAAAAUAUGCAGGCUAAGUUAGCACAGGCCCAUGAAGAUUCUGAAGUGUUAAAGGAGAAAGUUAAGCGUGAAGCAAAAGCAAAAGGCAUUGACUGACUGUAGACUCUGUAAUCUAUGGUUUUAUACAUUGUAAAAGAACAUUUUCAUUCCUCGAAAGCCAGGAUGAAGGAUUCAGUGCUAUCCCGACAAGUCAAAGUUAAAAAAUGUUCACAGCAGGCGUAAGGCUAAAACAAGUUGUUUAGAAAGUGGAACCUUUGACAUAAUAUAGUUUGAAGCAAUAGAUUCGGUUAAUUUGACUUAUGUUUAUAGAAUUGUCUCUAUAAGUAACCAAUUUUGUUUGUGGUUCAACUUAUGUUUAAAGAAUUGUCUGUAUAGUAACCAUUUUUGUUUGUGGUUAAGACCUUUGUUCAUAGUCAUUUGAGAUUUUAUAAUUUUUAAGAAUAAAGGAUGUUUGUUAAUUUUCACAAACACAAUAUUUAUGUGUGACUGCAAUGAGAGACUAUGCAUCAGUGAAAAUAUGUAGUUAUCUCCCUUAGAUAUCAUAUUAGUGGAGGUAAACGAAAUUUUGUUCAUGUUACAGCUGAAAGUAAGAUCAGUAUUUUGGGAAGAAAAGAUGGAGGUAUUUAAUAUGCCUACUAACAUUUUGCACAGUUAUUCAGAAUAUUUGCAGUUACCACAAGACAUUUUUAUAAAUGCGUCACAUAAAAGCGGAAGUUUACAUAAUGUUUGUCAGAAUUUAGCUGUAAGGAUUGGGUUCAUGGAACAUUUGAACUGGAAAUGACCAUUAAUGAAUUCAGAUCAUAGAGGAAGUGGUCAUUUAUUUUCUGAAUCAAGCAGCACUAUGGCCUGUAUAGAUAUAACCCAGGCUUAAUGUUCGCUUUGUGAGGAUGCGGAUCUGAAUUACAAAUGAACUUGGAUAAAACUUUUAUCACUUGGCAGCAAAUACUUACAUUUUACAUUAUGUAUAUAGAAGUCAAGUACAAAACAUAAGGUAAGUCAUGGUUUUUCUUCUUUUAGAUUUAUCAUGACUUACUGGCUAUACACCAAUUGUACAGGUGGAAAAUAAACAGAACCAGAACUGUGGGAAAUUUCCAUUCUGGCCAGUAAAAAGAAAGUUUGGCAGUGAAAUAUGAAAUUUAUUUCACUGAUAUUUUCAGGUAUUUCAUCUAAGAGCAUGUGAUAAAAUUCUGUAUUUAAGAAAUAAUACAUAGCAGAACCAAGUUUUAACAUGUUGAAGCAAUAGGAUGAGGUUAUACACUUGUGGAAUAAUUUCAAGAUGACAUA
Molecule: messenger RNA, 1689 nt
Organism: Mercenaria mercenaria
Lineage: Eukaryota; Metazoa; Mollusca; Bivalvia; Venerida; Veneridae
Exons: 5
Source: RefSeq, a predicted model, not a curated record